Amborella trichopoda is the source of this 2048-nucleotide messenger RNA. NCBI's taxonomy places the organism in Eukaryota, Viridiplantae, Streptophyta, Magnoliopsida, Amborellales, Amborellaceae. The record is from RefSeq and is a predicted model, not a curated record.
AUGGCGCCUCUUUUCACCCUCUUCUUCUUUCUCUGCCUUCCUCUGCUUUCGCUUCAUCAUGCAUUUGCUCAAUCAAACACAAACAUCACCCUAGGGGCCACCCUUUCCUCUUCCUCUGCAACUAACUCAUAUUGGGCCUCUCCUUCUGGUGAUUUUGCAUUUGGGCUUUAUUCAAUUGGUGGCAACCAAUUCCUUGUUGGAAUUUGGUUCCAAAAGAUACCAGAGAGAACCCUGGUUUGGUCAGCAAACAGAGAUCAACCUGUGGAAUCUGGCUCCACCCUUCAAUUGACUCUUGAUGGUAGGCUAGGCUUCACAGAUACAAAGGGCCUGCAAACUUGGAUAUAUAAUAAAAGCAAUCGUGUAAGCUCAGGAGUCAUGCUUGAUACUGGUAAUUUCAUAUUGGUAAGCCCUGUAUCCUUUAUUUUAUGGCAAAGUUUGGACAACCCCACUGAUACUUUAUUACCAGACCAAACCUUGGGCCAAGAAAAUACUUGUAUUCGAAUCGCUUGGAGGGAGAUUAUAGAACUGGUAGAUUCAGGUAUUCUUGUUCUCACAAACUCAAACGAUCAGUUAAUCGCCAAUGUUUCUUCAAAUGCAUUAAACUCAACUGAGGAUUUCUAUCAAAGGGCCAUAGUUGAUAGUGAUGGUUUUUUCCGGCGAUAUUCUCGCCCAAGAAAUUCGAACAACAGAGAAUCAUGGACCAUGGUAUCAAGGAUUCCUGAUGACAUAGAUGCUUGUGGAGUGCCAGGUGCUUGUGGCAUCAAUGGUUAUUGUCUUUUGGAGCAAGAUAAGGCAGGGUGUCUUUGCCCACAAAAUUUUACUUUCAUUAAUCCUAAUUACUCUUUUGAUGGGUGUAAACAGGAUUUCAAUACAGUGUGUAUCGGUUACGUAGCAUCUGAUUAUACAUGGGUUGAGUAUGAGAAUGUUGAUUGGCCUACAGGGGAUUACGAAGGACUCAAUGUCGAUGAAGAUAAAUGUAAGGAGGAUUGCAUGAAUGAUUGUUUGUGUGAUCUGGCCAUUAUUAGAUACAAUGAUUGUUGGAAGAAGAGUAUGCCAGUCACUGAAGGCCAAAAGAAAAGCAGCAUACCAGGAAAGGCUCUUGUCAAAGUUCCACUGAAGAUUCGGCCACUGGAGAGAACAGAGACAAUGGAAAGAAUACAGAAAGAUGAUAGAGAUAUGCAAAAUUACAAGACGCCGCAAAUGGGUUCAAGGAACUUCUGGGGAAAGGUCCAAAUCGCUGUAAAGAAAUUGGAAAGUUUGCAGAGAGGGGAGAAGGAGCUCCAAACUGAAUUAAGUGUGAUCGGCCGAACCAAUCAUAAGAACUUAGUUCGGUUACUAGGUUUUUGCAAUGAGGGUGAUCAAAGGCUUCUUGUCUAUGAGUUCAUGCCGAAUGAGUCUCUUGCAAACUUUCUGUUUGGCCCAACCAAACCAAGUUGGGGCGAAAGAAUCCAAUUAGCAUUCGGAAUAGCAAGAGGGAUCACGUAUCUUCAUGACGAGUGUGAAAUCCCAAUCAUACAUUGUGAUAUAAAGCCUCAAAAUAUACUUCUUGAUGAGUUUCGCACCCCAAAGAUUGCAGAUUUUGGUCUGGCAAAGAUCUUACAACACAAUCAGACCCUUACAACCACCGGCAUUAGGGGUACAAGGGGGUAUGUUGCUCCGGAGUGGUUUCGAAAUGUUUCAAUCUCUACACAAGUGGAUGUGUAUAGUUUUGGGGUCGUGUUGCUCGACAUCAUUUGCUGCAAGAAGAAGAGGGAUUAUGAUCAUAACUUGGAGAUGCAAUUUGUGUUAUCGGAAUGGGUAUAUGAUUGUUUCGAUGAGGGGAAGGUGCACGAGGUAGUAGAGGAAGAUGAAGAAGCCUUGGGUGAUUUAGAGCAAGUUGAAAGGAUGGUUAAGGUGGGUUUGUGGUGUAUCCAAGAAGACCCAUCCAUGAGACCUCCCAUGAAGAAGGUGGUUCAGAUGCUAGAAAGGAACACACAAGUUAUGACACCCCCCAGUUCCUCUACCUCAUGGUUUUGAGCAAGUCUACAGGUCAAUGGUUUUUGUUGAAA